AUGGAUGAGAGGAGGAGAGUUGAGAGGGAAAGAGUAAGUUCUGGUGACUCUGAAGUUAUCAUAUUCACUAAAGUAGAUUUUGAAAGGUUCAGAAGGAUGUUUGAACAGAUGGAGGUACUUAUAGAGGAAACAACAAAAAUGAAGUAUACAUUUUAUUUUGAACAGACCUAUCUCCUUCUCCCCCUCCUCAAUAAAUUUUAUUUUAACCAGUAUUAUGUUUUGAUUUUAGUUAUAAGGUUAAUGAAUUUUAUUGAUUUAAGUUAUUAUUUGUUAUUUGAUAAUUUUUUUGAUUGUGCAGAUAAAUAUAUAUUCAUUGUGAUUUUUCAAUCAAGGGAGAUUUAA
Molecule: messenger RNA, 342 nt
Organism: Vicia faba (fava bean)
Lineage: Eukaryota; Viridiplantae; Streptophyta; Magnoliopsida; Fabales; Fabaceae
Source: the annotation of a GenBank genome assembly